Molecule: messenger RNA, 2105 nt
Organism: Jatropha curcas
Lineage: Eukaryota; Viridiplantae; Streptophyta; Magnoliopsida; Malpighiales; Euphorbiaceae
Gene: BLT
Product: branchless trichome
Source: RefSeq, a predicted model, not a curated record
GAAGAAUGCAAGUGAGGUUCUACUUACAUACCGAUUGCUUUUUGAUAUCAAGAGGUUUGGAAAAAAACUCAGAUAUAAAGCAGAGAACCACAAAGGAUGCACCUAAAUUACAAACGAUUUUGGGGCCAAAAUAUAUUCGGUGAAGAUAGUUCUGUUGACAGAGUGCACGCCAAGUGUUUGACGAAAUGAGUAAAUAAUUAUAUUGUAUUCCAUCAGUAGCCAAGCACGGAAUGAGGAUCGAAGAAGAUGAAGGAUUAAAUUAACUGCAUCUACAAGCAGAAGUAGAGACAGAAUCAGAAAGUUUUUUGAGGAUCUUAUAUUGCAAAUAACAAAUGCAAUAGGCUUCAGGGUCUUUUAUUUGGGCCCUUUUUAUACUAGUUAUGAGAAUGGGCUGGUCCACCAGUACGUGGUUGUGAUGUUUGCGGUGCUGUGGGUAUGAGAAUGUUAUUAGGAAAAAGAAAAUUGCCCAAUAUGUGAAAUGGCCGCAUUGGAGGACGGAGAUCGCCAAUUUGGCUGUGGAUGAGAGAUAUCGGUUUGAGCCGGCGAUAAGUGUAGAUUGCACAUCCACAUGCAACAAAACUAUGGAAACAGAGACAGGUCUCAGUGGUUUCAGGCCCCAACAAAUUGCUUCUAACUUCUGAGAACGCAGAGCAAGUUUCAGAACCACAACCACAAGCACUACAAGUUAAGGAAGGGCAAAGCCUCAUUAAAAAAGAAAAAAUAAAUAAAGGGAAAAGAAGAAAGAAAGCAAGCGAAGCAAAAAGCACAAAGAGAAGUGCUUCAAAGAAAAGUUUAUAAUAGAAAAUUCGAUAGAAAGAAGAUAUGGAGGACGUGAAAGUGAUGAUGAUCAGUAGCAAAGAAAAUCCCAUCAAUGAAUCCUUUCCUCAAGAACCUAUCACCACCACCACUUGCCCAACCUGGAAAUUGUACCAGAAUCCUUUUUAUAAUUCGCAUCAUAAUAAUCCGAAUCACCAGCAUUGCCAAACUAACACCAAUAAGCAACUUCAUCACCUUCACCUCCCUCUCUCUGCUCGUAAGAUUGCAGCUUCUUUUUGGGAUCUGACCUUUAAACAUAUCAUGGAGACUGAGCUAGAUUUUGCUCGAGCCCAGAUCAUCGAAUUGAAAGCUGAGCUGGAAUAUGAAAGAAAGGCAAGAAAGAAAGGGGAGAGCAUGAAUAAAAGAUUGGCUAAAGAACUGGCUGAGGAGAGAAGAGGAAGAGAAGCAUUAGAGAGAGUAUGUGAAGGGCUUGCCAAAGAAGUUUCAUCGGAUAAAGCAGAGAUUGAUCGAAUGAAAAGAGAAAUGGAGGAGGAAAGAAAGAUGCUAAGGGUGGCUGAAGUGUUAAGAGAAGAGAGGGUUCAAAUGAAGCUUGCAGAGGCGAAGUUUUUCUUUGAAGAAAAGCUGUUAGAAUUGGAGGGAACUAAACAGGUAGAAUCUGAUGAGAAUCCAAUGUUCAAGAUGGAAGAACAUAAAUCACCUGAAAUGGUAAUUGCUUCUAAAGCAACUGCUAAUUUAUCAGGCAAGUUUAGCAGGCUAGUUCUAGAUGACAAGUUCUGUGAUGAAAAUAACAGUGCAGAUCCAACGAGAGCAGUCUCUAGUGAAAAAUCAUCUUCAUGUAAUGAUAAUCUUAGCAGUGUUUCUUCAGUAACAAUUCAGCGAAGAGCAUCACCAGAAUCUGAGAAUCCUCAUAUAAAGCGAGGGAUUAAAGGGUUCGUUGAAUUCCCUCGAGUUGUACGAGCAAUUGGAUCAAAAAGUAGGCACUGGGGAACAAAACUGGAGUGUCAAAAAGCUCAGCUACGGAUUCUGUUGAGACAUAAAAGCCCCAUCAGAUCCAAUAAUCUCAUUAUCAGUUAAAACUACUGUCAUUCUUUCUUUCUGUUGCUUGAGUAAUUUUAAUUUUGGUUUUUAUUUGAAAAUUGCAUUUUGAUGUUGGUUUCUUUGUUCAAAAACGAAACGAUAAGCAUUUUUGUUUUUUUGGUUCUUGUAAGUUUGUAAGGAUACAGUAAACAUGUUUUGGGUUUGCAAUUUUAAUUUCUGGGAGAAGACUCCUAUAAAAUGUACAUGAGUUUGUGUUUUAUUAAUAUUUGAAGGCUUCUUCUUUUUCUUUC